This is a messenger RNA of Oppiella nova, 150 nucleotides long. Lineage: Eukaryota; Metazoa; Arthropoda; Arachnida; Sarcoptiformes; Oppiidae. The record is from the annotation of a GenBank genome assembly.
GGGGCUCAGGUAGCCCUCAGGUGGCAGAUCGAGAGGAAACUGGUGACAAUUCCCAAGAGUGUGACCAAGAAGUACAUUCAGGAAGACUUCGAGAUCUUUGACUUCACGCUUACCGCGGAUGAAGUCAAAACUAUUCAUGACAUGCAUUAA